ACAUAAUAUAUCAUUAAAUAGUUUUUUUUUCAAUGUUGUUGUUGUUAUCAAUCAAUUGAUUGAUAUAUCAAUAUUAUCUCAUCAUCAGUGGUAUAGUAGUAGUAGUAGUAGUCGGUUAUCACAUCCAUCACCAACAGUGACAAUGAUGACAAUGAUAUCACUAUAGUGUUGCCACCGUUAUUGAGGUAACGGUAGGUUUGAUUUUGCGGUAUAGACUUUCCCCUCAUAAACAUAAAAACCAAUUGGUUUUAUUGUCUUCAUCGUAGUCAUCAUCAUCAGUGUCACAGCUACUUAACCAGACCUUAUAACCUACCAGUGCUGCUGCUGGUCAUCAAUCAAUCAAUCAUCACAUCAACCGACCGACCAAACCAACCAACCAAACAAACAGCCGCCGGCAGCCACUCAAGCCAUACACCAGUAGAUCCCACCAGUAAAUGGCAAUUAUCGCCAUCAAUACCGCCGUUAGUCGUCGUACAGCUGUUGUCGCCGCCGCCGCCGUUAUUGCCGUCAUCACUGUCACUACCACUGCCGUUACCGCAGCCGCCGUUGUCGGCAGCAAUACUAAUACCAAUACUACUACUACUACUGGUCGCCAAUUAUUAUCGUUAAGCUCUUCCUUAUCGUCGUCUUCGUUGUCAUCGUCGGCGACCACUUCCGCCGCCGCCGCCAACUCUAUCAAUGACCACAAAAACAACAACAAUGUCGUCGUCAACGAUGACGACAAUACACAACCGCCGCCGCCGACUACGGCCAACGAUGAACACUCGACAACUAUGCCUAUAUGGCUACAGAUAUCCGUAUUGGUCCUAUUGUUGGCCAUGUCUGGACUGUUUUCSGGUCUCAAUCUCGGACUUAUGACACUGGACAAGAACGAGCUCAAGGUGAUUGAACGGUGCGGUACCGAACAGGAGAAGCAAUACGCCCGCCAGAACCCCGUCCGCAAACGUGGCAACUAUUUGCUGUGUACGCUAUUGUUGGGCAACGUACUGGUCAAUUCGGCGCUGACCAUAUUCCUGGACGAGCUAACCAGUGGCCUGAUAGCCGUUAUUGCCUCGACAAUGGCCAUCGUAACGUUCGGCGAAAUUAUACCCCAAGCCGUAUGCUCGCGACACGGUCUGGCUGUCGGUGCCCGUACCCUGUGGUUGACCUAUUUGUUUAUGGUCUUGACUUUUCCGCUGUCGUAUCCGAUAUCGAAAUUGUUGGACAAGAUUUUAGGCGAAGAGAUCGGCAACGUCUACGACAGGGAACGCCUAAUGGAAUACAUUCGGGUAACCAAAGAUCACAAUCGGUUAGACGCCGAUGAAGUCAACAUAAUAUCGGGUGCACUGAAACUGUCGAAAAUGACUGUCGUCGAAAUAAUGACACCCAUCAGGGAUGUAUUUAUGCUACCCUACAAUACCGUAUUGAACUACGAAACCCUGACCCAGAUAACCGAUAACGGCUAUUCGCGGAUACCCGUUUACGAGUCGGAUAAAAACAAUGUUGUGGGUAUAUUGCAUGCUAAAGAUCUGGCCCUAACCGAUCCGGACAACCAGAUGCCCAUCAAAUCCAUACUAGAGUUUUACAAACAUCCACUGUAUUUUGUUUACGAAGAUGUUACCCUGGAUAUUAUGCUCAAUGAGUUUAAACAGGGUAAAUCGCAUAUGGCUUUUGUCCGGCGUAUCAUUGACGACGGUAUCAACGAUCCGGUCUACGAGUUGGCCGGUGUUGUGACUCUGGAGGACGUUAUCGAAGAGCUAAUUCAGGCAGAGAUUAACGAUGAAACAGAUGUCGUCACCGAUAAUCGACGCAAAAUGAGGCGCAGGGAUGCCUCCGCUCGACCUAAUUAUUCCGAUUUUAUUAAACUGGGAAAUGAUGUUUCAUAAUAAUAAUAAUAAUUAAAAAAAUAGUAAUAUAUA
Molecule: messenger RNA, 1898 nt
Organism: Oppia nitens
Lineage: Eukaryota; Metazoa; Arthropoda; Arachnida; Sarcoptiformes; Oppiidae
Gene: uex
Product: metal transporter CNNM4-like
Biological process (GO): magnesium ion homeostasis; transport
Cellular component (GO): plasma membrane
Molecular function (GO): transmembrane transporter activity
Source: RefSeq, a predicted model, not a curated record